Solanum pennellii is the source of this 871-nucleotide messenger RNA. RefSeq names its product 60S ribosomal protein L17-1-like. Gene Ontology annotation, cellular component: cytosolic large ribosomal subunit; ribosome. Gene Ontology annotation, biological process: cytoplasmic translation. Lineage: Eukaryota; Viridiplantae; Streptophyta; Magnoliopsida; Solanales; Solanaceae. The record is from RefSeq and is a predicted model, not a curated record. Gene Ontology annotation, molecular function: structural constituent of ribosome. The transcript has 7 exons. The coding region runs from base 108 to 635 and encodes 175 amino acids.
AGCACUGUUAUUACCAGAAUAUAUUUCAAUACAACACGAAAACCCUAGCACCCAAGCAAACACCUUCUAUCAGCAGCUGCAGGGGAACAGCAGCAUCACCGGCAGCCAUGGUGAAGUAUUCGAAUGAACCAGAGAACCCAACCAAAUCUUGCAAAGCUAGGGGUUCGGAUCUCAGAGCUCAUUUCAAGAAUACUAGAGAAACAGCGCAUGCCCUUAGGAAGAUGCCUUUGAACAAGGCAAAGAGCUACUUGGAGGAUGUUCUUGCCCACAAACAAGCCAUCCCCUUCACCCGCUUUUGUCGCGGGGUUGGUCGCACUGCUCAGGCGAAGAAUCGCCACUCAAAUGGACAAGGACGUUGGCCUGUCAAAUCUGCAAAGUUUAUUCUGGAUUUGCUCAAAAAUGCUGAGAGUAAUGCUGAAGUUAAAGGUUUGGAUGUGGAUUCACUUUACAUUACUCACAUCCAAGUAAACCAAGCACAGAAACAGAGGCGCCGUACAUACCGUGCUCAUGGAAGAAUCAAUCCUUAUAUGUCACAUCCUUGCCAUAUCGAGCUGGUAUUGUCUGAGAAGGAAGAAUCUGUUAAGAAAGAGCCUGAGACUCAGUUAGCCCCCAGGAAGACAAAGGCAUCUUCUUGAGCAGAGAAAGGAAUCCCUAAGUUUUGGAAGUAUAAUUUCAAUAUUCCUUUAGCCUUGGUAUCUGAGGAAUUUAGUGCUAUUUCAAACAUUUCUUCAUAGAAUUUAGUGUUUUUGUGUAAUUUUACUAUUUCGGAGCUUAAAUUGGCUUGUGCUUUUUGAGCAUGUGUAUGAGGAAAUUUGGAUUUCUAUGGUCUUGCUUUUUCUAAGAAUGAAUUGGGAUGUUAGUAGUAUUCUGA